AGCACGCGCCGUGCGCUCCCCGGCUGCGAGGUCUGGCUGGGCUGUGGGCCGCGCGCCGCCGCCGCUACUGUCCUCUUCGGAGGCGCGGGCCCGACGGAAACCAUGUUUGUGGCUCGCAGCAUCGCGGCGGACCACAAGGAUCUCAUCCACGAUGUCUCUUUCGACUUCCACGGGCGGCGGAUGGCGACCUGCUCCAGCGAUCAGAGCGUUAAGGUGCGCGCGGCGCUUGCGGGCGGGGCCGACCCCAGAAGGAGGGGGAGUGGGUGGGCGGCGCGGGGAACGGGGCUGUGUCUUGGUUUCAAUGACGCCGCUGGAAGCUGUGGGGUGGCGGGCGAGCCCUGGCUGGACCGGGCGGAAGCUCUCCCCGCCCGCGUAUUGUGGGGUCACAGCGGCCUCGCCGGCCGCCCUCCCGUGCGCCUGCGCAGCUGGUGCCACGUGCGCGCUCCCGCCCGCAGGGUACGCCGGGCCCUCUCCCAGGCCGCGCUGCCGGGGCUGCUGGCGGGAACACGGGUGUCCCACCGUCAGCUUCGGCGUCGUGGGUCUUGCCCGCGCUGUUCACCCGAGGACCUGCAGUGGGACCUGGUGGGAGACUUUGCCUGGCUGGCGCUGCGUCGAGUUCUGUGCUCCGCUGGUGUUCUCUCACCAGGGCACAUGGUUUUCUCCGUGGGUUCAGAGCAGGAGCUCGCUUUGUUACGCCAAGGAAGAAAAAUACAAACCAUUUACAUCCGAUGAUUUCUCUGCUUGCUGCCCAGGAAUCGGAGGGUUUGUUUCUUGAAGUUCCCGUAAACGUCUGUAGACACUUCCGACAAGCAGAAUUUCUUUUUUUUUUUUUUUUGAGACGGAGUCUUACUCUGUCACCCAGGCUGGAGUGCAAUGGCACGAUCUCGGAUCCCUGCAACGUCCGCCUCCCGGGUUCAAGCGAUUAUCCUGCCUCAGCCUCCCAAGUAGCAGGGAUUACAGGUGCAUGCCACCACGCCCGGCUAAUUUUUUUGUAUUUUUUAGUAGAGACAGGGUUUCACCAUGUGGGCCAGGCUGGUCUCGAAUUCCUGACCUCGUGAUCCACCCGCCUUGGCGCCUCGGCCUUCCAAAGUGCUGGGAUUACAGGCGUGAGCCACCGCGCCCGGCCAACAAGCAGAAUUUCUAAAGUGGGGAUGCUAUAUGAGAUUUAGGAACCUCCCAGAUGUGUUGCAGGAUAAAUGAAAGCUGGAGUGCGGAUUAUUUGGUUCUCGACAACUCCAGAGUAACUGGAAAUCUAAAGGACAGUUUUUCCUUUUUCACAUUCGAGUUUGAUACCAGUGAUCUCUCAAAGGUCUGGGAUAAAAGUGAAAGUGGUGAUUGGCAUUGUACUGCUAGCUGGAAGACACAUAGUGGAUCUGUAUGGCGUGUGACAUGGGCCCAUCCUGAAUUUGGACAGGUUUUGGCUUCCUGUUCUUUUGACCGAACAGCUGCUGUAUGGGAAGAAAUAGUAGGAGAAUCAAAUGAUAAACUGCGAGGACAGAGCCACUGGGUUAAAAGGACAACUCUGGUGGAUAGCAGAACAUCUGUUACUGAUGUGAAGUUUGCUCCCAAGCACAUGGGUCUUAUGUUAGCAACCUGUUCGGCAGAUGGUAUAGUAAGAAUCUAUGAGGCCCCAGAUGUUAUGAAUCUCAGCCAGUGGUCUUUGCAGCAUGAGAUCUCAUGUAAGCUAAGCUGUAGCUGUAUUUCUUGGAACCCUUCAAGCUCUCGUGCUCAUUCCCCCAUGAUCGCCGUAGGAAGUGAUGACAGUAGCCCCAAUGCAAUGGCCAAGGUUCAGAUUUUUGAAUAUAAUGAAAACACCAGGAAAUAUGCAAAAGCUGAAACUCUUAUGACAGUCACUGAUCCCGUUCAUGAUAUUGCAUUCGCUCCAAAUUUGGGAAGAUCUUUCCAUAUUCUAGCAAUAGCAACCAAAGAUGUGAGAAUUUUUACAUUAAAGCCUGUGAGGAAAGAACUGACUUCCUCUGGUGGGCCAACAAAGUUUGAAAUCCAUAUAGUGGCUCAAUUUGAUAAUCAUAAUUCUCAGGUCUGGCGAGUGAGUUGGAAUAUAACAGGAACGGUGCUAGCAUCUUCAGGAGAUGAUGGGUGUGUAAGAUUGUGGAAAGCUAAUUAUAUGGACAAUUGGAAGUGUACUGGUAUUUUGAAAGGUAAUGGGAGCCCAGUCAAUGGGAGUUCUCAGCAGGGAACCUCAAAUCCUUCCCUAGGUUCAAAUAUUCCAAGUCUUCAGAAUUCAUUAAAUGGAUCUUCUGCUGGCAGAAAGCACAGCUGAGUACAAGCUAACUGGAGUAACUUUGCUGUUUUGCUGCUUGUUGCAUGCACACAGGAAUGGAAAGCGAGCUCCUUUUCCCCUUCCCCAGCGCCGUUUGACCUCUCCCAAGAUACACCAGCAGCCUGCUUACUACUAAACGCAAUCCAAAAGGCCUUUAAAAAUACGGUGUAUAUUUUUUUGUACUAGUCAGUUUAUUGACAGUAUUUGAAACUUUUGAAAUAUAAAUGGAGAGGCUUUCUGUUGAGACAUUGUCACCAAAACAAUUUUUUGAAAUGUUCAUGAAACUAAUUUGGGUUUAAAGAUUAAAAGGGUUGUUACCAUUCUUAUCUGAGUAGUUGGGAGGAGGGGAAAUAUCACUUUAUUUCAUUUGGAAAACAUAGACAUAUUUCUUUUGCUUUCUUAAAACAGCUUAAAAUGAUGAACUUUUAUAAUUUGAAGAUUCAAUAAAUAUUUUUUAUAAAGAUUGUUUUGAGUGCUGAUUUGUUUACUUUUUGUAGAUUUGCUUUAUACAUGAUAUUCAGUACAACUCUGUCAUUUCUUUGUAAUAUUUUAAAAAUAUUAGUAAAGGAGUGAAUUAAUAAAGUAGUAAUAGUAAAGUGAAAGGAACUUGACUGUACAGUUUGUAGCCAGGUUAAGCAUUUGGUAUUGUUUCAUUUACAAUUUGGGACUAAGAUGGAAACACUUUUUAUAAGUUUUUAAUUUAUAGUCACUAAAGAGAUAAAUGUUUCUUAUAUAUAUUUGUGUAUUUUUAUGGUGUUAUUUAUUCCAUGGCUUAGUUUCCUUCAAAUCAAAAUUUGGACACACACUAUUAAGAGAAGCCAUUAAAAUUUUACUAAAAUUGUGCAUGUAAAUUAAUGUCAGCAUUCCAUGUCUCAAGAUUUUCUUAAUUUAGUUGGCUGUUUAAAUUAAUUCAUAUCCUGUAAAGCUCAGCUUUAAAUUUUUUGAUCUGUAUUUAUUUAAGUUUGCUAAGAUGCGUAAGUAUUACCAGUAAGUUACAAGAUGGAAGAAUAACAGUAGGGCACAGUCAUUCUGUGAAUCCUUUUACUUAUCAAAAUUUGGUAGCUAUUCUAAGGCUUUUGCAGAAAAAUAAGUGUUCAAUGUUUGUAGUUCUUCAAAAGCAUGUUGCAGUAGCCAGCCAUACUAUGUGUGUUCCCAGUAUCAUGUGUGCACUAAAAAAAAUGUGUGCUUGCUGCUGCUGUGAGUGAACCAUUGCUUAAGAUAAAAAACUUACUAGAUUUGUAAAUGUACAGAAUAGCAUCAGAUGUUUCUGAGAGAUUAGAAAAUGUUUUGAAUUUAUAAAAUUAAUGUUUUUUUUGUAACAUUUAUAUUGAUUUUUUUGACAUUUUAAGUUUAACAGAUUGUAUUCCUUUCAAGUUUCUAUACUUGCUUAAGCAAUCUUGAUUUCAGUAAGGGUCUUGAUUUGUGCUAUUAUGUUCUGUUAGUUUUGGCAUGAAUAUACUAAAGCUUUUUUUUUUUUUUCUAGCAUGUGUUUUCUCCUCUUUGGUUCUCUUUGUAUUUACUACUUUUCUCUUUUUCUUGUGUUUUUUUUUUUUUUUUUCCUGUUUUUGUUUUGUUUGGUGUUUUGUUCCUGUCUUCAUUGUUUCAGGUAUUUCUUUCCCCCUCUGGAUUCCCCACGGGCUGGAUCGAGAUGGUCCAGUUAUGCCCAGCUCCUUCCUCCUCCUCCUCCUCCUCCUCCUCCUCUGGUAGAGCACUCUUGCGAUGCUGACACUGCCAACCUCCAGUAUCCUCACCCUCGCAGACGAUAUCUCUCUCGGCCUCUUAAUCCCUUACCUGAGAAUGAAGGGGUUUAAAACACUGAUUUAACAUUGAAAGGCCUUAUUCAAGUGCUUGUAAAUGCUUUCAUUUCUGGCUGCUUUUUGUUUUUCUUCAUUUUCUUUCAGAAGAUUUUUCUAACUUAGGGUCUGUCUUGCAUGUAUUACAACCAGAAUACAGUGUUUAGAACCUAAAUCUGUUUGUGCGUCUGCAUCAAAGGAACAUUUGCUUCACUGGGUGAUAACCUUUGAUGAAAUGAGAUAUGUCCAAGUAACGUUAACUGUGAAGUUACACACAGUAGCUGACUUCAAAGUGCCUGUUCUAUAAAUUUUAUUUUAAACUGUUACCAUAGUCUUAAGUUGUUUAUGCUUUAUCAGACUGGCUAAUAUGAAAGCAUAUUAUUAUGAAGUUUAUUCUGCCUUUGUGACCUUAAAAAAUGGAUUUCAUUUUACAGGCUAAUGUUGCAACUGACUAGUAUGUAAAAUAAAUCAUUCCUGUGUAUAAAGCAGCAAAA
This is a messenger RNA of Symphalangus syndactylus (siamang), 4568 nucleotides long. It is a transcript of the gene SEH1L, whose product is annotated as SEH1 like nucleoporin. The record is from RefSeq and is a predicted model, not a curated record. Gene Ontology annotation, biological process: cellular response to amino acid starvation; positive regulation of TORC1 signaling. Gene Ontology annotation, molecular function: structural molecule activity; protein binding. Lineage: Eukaryota; Metazoa; Chordata; Mammalia; Primates; Hylobatidae. Gene Ontology annotation, cellular component: nuclear pore outer ring; Seh1-associated complex.